This is a messenger RNA of Cucurbitaria berberidis CBS 394.84, 780 nucleotides long. RefSeq lists its product as uncharacterized. The transcript has a single exon. Lineage: Eukaryota; Fungi; Ascomycota; Dothideomycetes; Pleosporales; Cucurbitariaceae. The record is from RefSeq and is a predicted model, not a curated record. The coding region runs from base 1 to 780 and encodes 259 amino acids.
AUGGAUACUAACCAGACAUUGCGAGAGUUAACGUUCUCCCUCGGUUCCGAUUCAUCGUCUGUAUAUAGCGAUGAUGAGCUGAUCUCAGAGGCUAAUUCAACUGGUACCGAAGUUCACCACCGCCGUACUAUUCUCCAGUCUACCAUCGACGGUAUGCCAAGAGAGAACGGCCAAAACUUCGAGCGGCCAUCAGAUUCGUCGCUUCGCCAAACGGGCUCGCCCCACGAUCUUAAAGAGGUCAACGACCCGUGUCUGGCAUAUUCUAACAGCUCAAGGGCUCUUUAUCGUUUCGCGACCACAGAGGAGGCACAGGAGCUUUGUCGACGAGAAGCUGGCUCUCGGCGCAGUUCGCUACAAGAUAGCAUGCCUGUCACUAAGCCGAUCAUUGAAGUUCCCGAGAUGCAGUCACCUCGCCUGCGCGCAAUACACUCUUCUCGAAAUCUUUCAGAGCUGGAGUUGACAGAUCUCAGCACUCAGAGCCAGCGCGAUGCAACUCUUCAAGCACUAUCAGGCAAUGCGCCCCAUUCGAAUGAACAGGAAGAACAUGCAGAUUUCGCCAUCACUCGCCGUCAAGGCAGAGUGGAUUGGCGUGAGACAUCGGCGAACGAUCGACCACCCCGGGCAAGCUUAUACUCAACAAAAGGUCAUGAGUAUAGUCUCGGUGAUCAUACGCGGGGUUACCCAAGUGGCGAGUAUAUCACGCAGCUUGGAGAACUGAGCCCGUCACCGGCACAGACGCGGAAAAACAGCUUGCUGAAGCGACUCUUCUGUGUAUGUUAG